This is a messenger RNA of Abrus precatorius (Indian licorice), 940 nucleotides long. RefSeq lists its product as uncharacterized. NCBI's taxonomy places the organism in Eukaryota, Viridiplantae, Streptophyta, Magnoliopsida, Fabales, Fabaceae. The transcript has a single exon. The record is from RefSeq and is a predicted model, not a curated record. Bases 69 to 572 code for a protein of 167 amino acids.
AACCAAAGGCACCACCAACUACAUAGAAACAAAACAAAACCAGAGAGAGAGAGAGAAAGGUUUCUUCAAUGGCGUCAAGGAAGAGCUUUCUCUCAAAGCCAAGUCACAUCUUUCCAGAAACCACAGAGACCCAUUUGAGUCCAACCCAAGAGGGUUUGUUCGAGUUCGACGAAGCAGAGUUGUGGAACUCCUCCACCACCUUAACUGAGAGCAAGAACGCUUUACCUUCAGGUUCACGAUCCGUUUUGAAGAGAGCUUCAAGGAAAGUGGAUAACGGAGGAGGAAGAGUCAUGGCUCCAGCGUCAUUGCCCGUUAACAUACCUGAUUGGUCGAAGAUCUUGAAGGAUGAUUACAAGAAGCACCCAAAGUGUGAGAGUGAUGAAGAAUACUUUGACGAUGAAGAAAACCACAGGGAACACCGUGGUGGAAUUAGGGUACCCCCUCAUGAGUAUCUGGCUAGAACAAGAGGAGCUUCUUUUUCGGUGCAUGAAGGAAUUGGAAGAACUCUCAAAGGAAGAGACUUGCGUAGUGUAAGGAACGCCAUUUGGAAGAAAGUGGGGUUUGAAGAUUAAUUUAAUUAAUUAAAGACAAUAAUUAGUGUUAUAGAGUUGUAGAUUAACUAGUAUUGAAGACUUGUUAUAGAAUAACAUCGGGGUAUAUAUAGAGAUAAGCUGUGGAUCGGGUUCCAGAAUUAUUUUUUUUGGAAAAUUUUGGUUUACACGAUAUUAAUUUGUUAAACGAUCAACUAGCUAUUGAAAUGAUCCAUAUGCUUUGUUUAGUGAACCUUUUUUUUUGUAAUAUCCAUGAUCAUCAUGUAGUUAGGAGAUGAUCCUCGUUUUGGGUGUCUAGUGUUUUUAAAGAAGGACCACUCAUGCUUGUAAUGAGCUCUUCGACUUUUUAUAUAAUAUGGUACCUAUUAAUGAAUAUAAUAUUCGAUUUG